AUGCCUCAAAGUUUCGUCUUCAACACAGUCUUGACGCUAUGGCUGAUUUUGACGAUUGCUUUCGUUUUGUCGCAAGUUGUACUGUUCUUCCAUCUUCAACCACUCGGUCUACCAAAGGGUCAGGAUCAUUUUUCCAUACAUGUCCAUUCCAGUUUCGAUUCUUCCCAGUAUGAACGAUCAUGUCGAGACUUGUUUGGAGUCGAUGCCAUCAAAAAGACACAUGAAGGCAGGUGUCUCGAACAUUCCGUGCUGAAAUGGAUUUCCUGUAAUAUUGGUCCUAUCUCGAUCGACACGUCCAAGAUUGAAGGUGCGUUGGGAGGAGAACCGAUUCAAAAUGUCUUGAACAGAAAGGUCGAAGAUGAGUUUCUCAACUUCACAACUGGCUCAUUACACUUAUUGGAACACCCCUUGUUCGAGGAUCUCUCGUCACAAGUUGUCGAUCCAAUAAUCGCAUCAUUUUUGCAUUCAUCGGUUUUGACCAGACCAAUCGGCGUCCAAAGCAUUUCUGUAGGGAAAAUGAUGUCUGGUACAACACUGUUGGUUCGGCGUGGCUCGUAUGCAAACCCAUGCAUGGCAAUCAUUUCAAUGUAUAAUGUAUUUGUAGUCCAAAGGUUACUUGUGGACAACUUAGAGAAGAGGACUAAAAUUAUAUGGUUAGAUGGUCAUGCAUUCAACAAAAAUCUGGAUGAAGUUUGGGAGCACCUCUUUCAAACAAAGCCAAUCCAUGUCAAGCAACUGAGUGAUUCGCAGAGCAAGAUGGACAAUGCACUAGUAGUUAAUACCGUAUCUGCUAUGGGUGAUGAAGGGCUAGGGAUAUAUGGGUGGGAAACAGGUGUCCCUGGUUCAACAAGUGAUCCAGCUUUGUGCUCAAACUCAACCUUGCGGAUGUUUCGAGAUUUUGUAUUUGAAAGAUAUGACAUAAACCAAAGAACAAAAAGCGUUGGUGUUUCAUCUUGCCGCUUGACUCUACUAUUUCGCAAGCACCAUUUUGCACACCCACGGUCGACUGGACGAACGGAUAGAGUGCUGGCAAAUCUAACUGAUGACAUUGACUACAUUCAGGCAGAAUACCCUGACUGUAAGGUGACUCCAGCUUCAUUUGAAGAUAUUUCUUUUCAAGAGCAGCUGAAGAUCACUUCGCAGAGUGAUGUCUUUGUGUCGGUCCAUGGAGCUGGCAACAUUCACGUGCUAUUCCUACCACCACAUGCGAAGAUAGUGGAGUUCUUUCCCAAAGGAUUCACUCGCAGGCUGAGGUUUCAGUAUCUUGCUGAAUGUCUGGGAAUAUCAUACGACGCGAGGAAAGCCAAAAUAGUGGAAAGGUUUGACGACAACAAGAUUUCAGUUCGACUUAGACCACAAAUUUGA
Messenger RNA from Cylindrotheca closterium, 1365 nucleotides. The record is from the annotation of a GenBank genome assembly. NCBI's taxonomy places the organism in Eukaryota, Bacillariophyta, Bacillariophyceae, Bacillariales, Bacillariaceae.